UUACGCCCACAUUGUCUUGCACGAGACCGCCUUCGUCUUUGGACACCCGCCACCCCUAGAUCUCGCGAAGAUCACUCAGGGUCCAUUGUCGCCUUAUCUGACGACGAUGUCAACCGCAUCUUUGCAGUGCUUGCCCACUCUCACGCUGUCGGCACACGUGAAUGCUAUGGGUCCGGACUUCUGGUAUACCAUGUCUUCUGCGAUUCUUGCAACAUCCCUGAAACUCAGUGUUGCCCCGCUUCGUCCUUUUUACUACUCGCCUUCGUAGCCAGCUGCGCUGGGUUAUAUUCAGGUCGUACGUUAGAAAACUAUUUUUACAGCGUGCGUGCCUGGCACUUGUUGCAUGGUCUACCCUGGCUGGUCAACCAAGCUCAAGUCUCUCUUGCCCUCGAAGGCGCAAAACGUCUUGCGCCGCCUCAAUCCUCUCGUCCUAAACGCUCCCCUUUCACGAUCACGCUGCUCACUCAAAUU
Messenger RNA from Suillus fuscotomentosus, 471 nucleotides. RefSeq lists its product as uncharacterized. The record is from RefSeq and is a predicted model, not a curated record. Lineage: Eukaryota; Fungi; Basidiomycota; Agaricomycetes; Boletales; Suillaceae. The annotation marks the transcript as partial. The transcript has a single exon.